This is a messenger RNA of Drosophila arizonae, 2100 nucleotides long. RefSeq names its product Ionotropic receptor 60a (gene Ir60a). Lineage: Eukaryota; Metazoa; Arthropoda; Insecta; Diptera; Drosophilidae. The record is from RefSeq and is a predicted model, not a curated record.
AUGCGGCCAAAUGUUCCGAAAGUGGCGCAACGGCGACUGCACUUGCUGAUGUGGCUGCUGCUGCUGCCAAUUGGUGGUCAGGGCAUAGUAAAUCCGUCGAAUGAGUCAGCCAAUAUGGUUGUCUACAUGCUGCCCGCGAGGGAUGUGGGCCCGCGCACCUGGCAGGUGGGCGUCGACUGCCUGGACAGCUUCUCGCAAAUCUUCUUUUACCGGAACCCGCUGGAACGCUUCACGCGCUCCUACAACCUGAUGCUGACGAAUGUGUUCAACAUGUCCCUGCCCGCCGAUCUCAUACAGCAGGGCUUCAGCCAGCGCAUCAACGAGGCCAUCAGUGACCCGGAGCCGCAGCCCGGUAGGCAGCUCUUCCAGCUGCGAGUCAUCUCCGAUCACUUCAACACCACGAAGUUCUUCGGCGAGCUGCUGCUGGCGGACAACUACGUGAUUGUCGUGGACAGUGUGGAGCGGUUGCACAGGCUGAUGAGUCACCACGUGAGCAAGAGCCGCUCGUGGAACCCUGGAGCCCGCUUCCUGGUGCUCUUCAACAAUGCCCAGAUGUGGGAGAGGCCCUGGACAGUCGCCUCGCAGAUCUUCAACGAUCUGAUGAGCAACUUCUACGUGCACCGUGUCGCUCUCAUCUUCUCCGACUCCCCCUCCAACUACAACCUCCUGGUGAACGACUACUACAGCAACGUCGAUUGCCGCGUGUUGAGUGUCCAGAGCGUGGGCCAGUGCAAGGACGGCCAGCUGUUCCCUUCGGCCCAUGCUGUCCACGUCGCUAUGUCCGACUACAUCAGUGGCUUCAGCCCGAAGAAUUGCACCUUCUACGUAUGCGCCGCCAUCGCGGCGCCCUUCGUCGAGGAAGACUGCAUCUUAGGCAUCGAGAUGCGAAUCCUGGGCUUCAUGCGGAACCGCUUACAGUUCUUGGUGAAUCAAACAUGCACUCGAGACACGCGAGGCGAGGUGGAUGAGGUCGGCAAAUGGAAUGGCCUGCUGGGCAAAUUGGAGGACGGAGAGUGCGACUUUAUCAUGGGCGGCUUCUACCCGGACAACGAGGUGGUGGGCAUCUUCUGGGGCAGUGACUGCUACCUGCAGGACGCGCACACGUGGUUCACCAAGCUGGCGGACCGUCGGCCCGCCUGGCAGGCCAUGGUCGGCAUCUUCAGGCCGUACACCUGGAUAUGCUUUCUGCUGGUUCUGCUGCUGAGCUGGCUCUGCUGGUACGCGCUAGUAUGCCUCCUGCCAGAGCCGCAGUACUUCCAGCCGCUCAGCUUGACGGGCAUCAAUGCCUUGGCGGUGUCCAUAUGCAUAGCAGUGCAGGAGCGACCCGUGUGCGAGUCGACGCGCGUGUUCUUCGUGAUACUAACGCUCUACGGAGUGAAUGUGGUGGCCAUAUACACCUCGAAGAUGAUAUCUACGUUCCAGGACCCAGGCCACCUGCACCAGAUGGACACGCUGCAGGAGGUGGUGGCUGCGGGCAUACCCUUUGGCGGCGAGGAGGAGAGUCGCGACUGGUUCGAGAACGAGGACGACCUGUGGAUAUUCAAGGCAUACAACUCCUCGCCCGAGUUCAGGCCGCGCACCCAGAACCUGAAGUUCGUGCAGCAGGGCCAGCGCUGCAUUCUGAGCAGCCGCAUGUACAUAAUGCAGAACCUCUAUGCGGACGACAUCUACGCCUUUCCCCAGAACGUCUUCGUCAGCCCCAUGCAGCUGAUCAUGAAGGCGGGCUUCCCCUUCCUCUACGAGAUGAACAUGAUCAUUCGCUAUAUGCGUGACGUAGGCAUCAUUCAGAAGAUCGACUCGGACUUCCGCUAUAACAACACCUAUCUGAACCGCAUCUCCAAGAUGCGCCCGGACUUUGCAGCCACCGUCAUCGUCUUGACCACGGAGCAUUUGAAAGGUCCUUUUGGCAUCCUGAUCGUGGGAAUCUGCAGCGCCAUGCUGACCUUUCUCGGCGAACUGCUCUGCGGCUACAGAAGCCACAGGCGUCGACAGCGAUGCACCAGGCGACGCAGCAAGUGGCGCAGGGAGCGGCAGCAGCUGCACCGAGCGGUGGCUCCGGUGGUGCGCUUCACGCCCGUUAAGCGCCGCAAAGUCCUGUAA